AUGCGGGCUUGCCCUAUACCAAUGAUCGCUGCCGCGAGGCCCAUUAGUCAAGCGGAGCCGGACCAUUGGCACACCAAGCCGGACAAAUCUACACUUACAGUGGAGGAGUUGGAGGAAAUAAGGAGGAAAUACCAAAUUCCAUUGGAGAUAGGGUUGAGGUUGCCCACGUCCAAGGAGAUGGCAUCAGAUGUGCAACCGGAUGAAUUCAGCCUCUACAAGGAAGCGCUGCGAGGGGUAGGCGACCGGAGGGAUGGCUAUGACAAUGGAGGAGUUCUUCUCUUACUACAAGGCCUUCGGUCAGCAGGAGACUUGAGUGACUCUGCAAGCAGUGGCAGGUCGGGGUCUAGUGGCUGGCCUGCCAUCUUCCGUGAAGGGGUGGAGGCCGAGAUGGUUCUUCGUGUUGGCGAACGGUGGGGCAGGGGUUUACACAACAUGGAAAGUCCCCACGAAAUCGGUGGAGCCAAAGUUAGGCGUGGAGGCCGAGGACAGAGUAAAAAAAGUGAGAGAGUAGAAGGAGGAGAAGGGAGUGAGGUGGGACGAGUUGGUCCUACCUUCAAUGUUGUUUGCCCUGAACUUGGGACCGCAACCGUUAGAAGAGGAUCCUACAAGGGAGGAAAUGGAUGGGAGGAGGAAAGCGGAGGAGGAGGGGAGGAGGUUGUUCGCCAGGGCGGAAAAAUACAAGGAGGCGCAAUUAGGGCUUGCCCUAAAGUUGGUGGUGAGGGAGCGGAUCCGACCGCGUCCCAAACCGGUAGGCGACAAAGACCUAAACGACUUCGCCCCUCUGCCGCCCCCAGUAGACCCACUGAAGGUGAGGGGCAAGCAGGAGGUGGAGGUGGUUAUGAAGAAGCCAAGAAAGAAGAAGGGGGGUGUAAAAGGGGGAAAUAA
This is a messenger RNA of Camellia sinensis, 885 nucleotides long. NCBI's taxonomy places the organism in Eukaryota, Viridiplantae, Streptophyta, Magnoliopsida, Ericales, Theaceae. The record is from RefSeq and is a predicted model, not a curated record.